AUGGCUACUUCCUGUUCAUUCUAGCCUAGUAUUAAGGUAACAGGCAUCUAAGACUUGGGCUACAGAUCUCCGAUAAAUGAGCAGAGCUUUACUGGUUGGGAAAGAAGUGCGAACCAAUUAUGAGAAUAAUGGAUUGGAUCUACAGUUCUUUCUAACCUCUGUACCACUGCUGCCUCAUUAAGUGCAAUUAUGGAACCCUCUCUCCUGGGACUUAAGAAGAUAAACAGAAAGGCUCCAUACAAACAACCUUUAGGGUUCAUAGAAUCCUAGUAUUGGGAAUCCGGGUCUUUGGAAAUUAUCUGUCCCACACUUGGACCUUCUCUCCAUAUAUACCUGAGAGUUGAGUCUCCUAGCCUUUGCUUAGAUACUUCCAGUGCUGGGAAACUUACUCUAACAAAGUAAUCCAAUUUAAUUCCUAAGCACUGUAGGAAAAAUGUUCCUAAUUGUGAACCUAAAUCUAUCUUCCUGUAACAAGCCAGUACUUGAACUUUGGCCCUCUCGAGCCCUGCUACUUUGGGUUCUGAGCCCCUGGUGCCGGCGGGCAGUAUCUACAGAACAUUUAUGUAAGGUCUUAAAUUUCCUCAGCUCUAACCAGUUUCAUAACUAAUCAUUCUGCUGCACUGGGCAUUCCCAGCAUGAGCCGCUAUCAUGUGGUCAAUCAGCCUCCUUUGAAGGAGGGGCUCCACACUGUCUUUAAGAAAAGGGGGAGAGAAGAGGCUUCAUUCUUCACUGGAACAUCAGCUCCGACCCAUUUCUCUGGACCGCAACUGCGGCUGGAGCUCCUAAGGGAUGCAGAAGCUGUGGAGAUGUGGACCUCAUGUCCUUCUGGCCCAUUUACCCAGCUAAGGAAAAGUGAUGAAAGGAUCAAGGGGGAAAAAAAGAAACUUCUGUUCCUGUGGAACAAGGCGGAUGGCAGAGACUGAGAAUUUGGGUUUGUCCAGUCAGGAGACUUGAGACUCUCUGGGUUCUGGAGUCAAGCGGUGAAGAAGGGAUGGCGAGGCAGCGUUGCGCGUGGCUCGGAUUCUCGCAGCCUCUGGGGGUGCUGAUGGAGUUGGUGGGAUGGCCUUUGCCAGGUUAGAGAAACACUGAACAUGAGGCGGGUCUGGUGGCUGUGAUUUUUGUCCGAGACCAAAGGGUAGGAGGGGGGAGGAAGGAAAGACACGUCGGGGAUUCCUCUGGGCACUAACUGGCGAGAACAAUGAACUGAAGCAGCAAGAGGCAGCUGGUGGACUUGGAGAAAUCCCUCCGGGUGAGGAAUUGGAAAAUUCCAGUUCAUCCGUGUUGCUAGUUUCACAUUCCCAGCUUCUUGCUCUUAACCCAGAAUUAUGCCGAUGCCGGGUCAACAGAAGCGGCUGUUUAACUCUCUGAACGCCACUUCCCCGGACGCCCUCCACCAGGUGGUCCCCGCCAACCGGACGGACUUCCCGUGCCAGGUGCUCUUUGUGCCCAAUGCGCUUUUCCUGACACUGGGGCUGCUGAGCCUGCUGGAGAACAUCAUGGUGGUGGUGGCCAUCACCAAGAACCGCAACCUGCACGCCCCCAUGUACUAUUUUGUCUGCUGCCUGGCUCUGUCGGACCUUCUGGUGAGUGUCAGCAACCUGCUGGAGACCGUGGUGGUGCUGCUGCUGGAGAGGGGGCUGCUGGCCAUCCAGGCGCCCGUGGUGCAGCGGCUAAACAAUGUCAUUGAUGUGUUGAUCUGUGGUUCCAUGAUGUCCUCCAUUUCCUUCCUAGGAGCCAUCGCCGUGGACCGCUACAUCAGUAUCUUCUAUGCCCUGCGCUACCGCAGCAUCGUCACGCCCUGCCGGGCCCAGGGGGUGCUCGCCGGCAUCUGGGUGUCCAGUGCCCUGUCGGGCACCCUCUUCAUCUCCUACUACAACCACGUGGCGGUCCUGCUCUGCCUUAUCGGCUUCUUCUUGUCCAUGCUGGGGCUCAUGGUGGUCCUCUACAUCCACAUGUUCAUCCGGGCAUGCCAGCACGCCAGGAGGAUCACGCGGCUGCACAAGAGAUACCCCGUGCACCAGCUGUCGAUCCUCAGAGGGGCUGUCACCCUCACCAUCCUGCUGGGCAUCUUCUUCCUCUGCUGGGCCCCCUUUUUCCUGCACCUCACGCUCAUCGUCCUCUGCCCCAAGCAUCCCACGUGCAGCUGCUACUUUCAGAACUUCAACCUCUUUCUCAUCCUCAUCAUCUGCAACUCAGUCAUUGACCCGCUCAUCUACGCCUUCCGCAGCCAGGAGCUCCGCAAGACCCUCAAGGAGGUGAUUCUGUGUUCCUGGUGAGGAGCCAGACUGUGCUGUGAACGCUCCCGAUGCAGGCGGGGAGAGACCCAAUGGGACAGAGGCACGGAAUGCGCUUGUGAAGGGCAGCUUCUCAGCUGCAGAGGGGGCCAGACACUCUGGUCAGGGAGCAGAAGCUGCUCUAUCCCACGGCGAAGAGGGCCGGGUGGCUAGCCUGGCUUCCAACAUCUAAAGGGCCCUUCUGGGAAGGAUGCUGAGAUGGAGAGAAUGUGGGAGAGUGUUCCCAGGAUGGAACAAGAACAGAACAAUCCCCUGCAUCUGAUCCAUUUUUAUCCUCCAUUUGAGGGUAAGAUUUUAAACCCCAUCUCAAAAGUCUUGAAAUUCAGGCUAUUCCUGGGAUGAGUACCUGGAGCUCUGUUCCUUCCCCAUCCCCUCGCUGUCAUUGCUUCUGUCUACAAAGGAUACUGUGGCACCCAGGAGACAGGUUCUGCUGGAAACAUGAUACAACAACAACCGAAGCCGUGAAAAAGCAUUUGGAGUAUCCCCACCCCCGCCCCUCCUACCUCUCUCCCCGGGUCCAAGAAAUUGGAAUCUCACAGGACAUGCGGGGGCCAAGGGCAGAUGAUGGAGAGCUCUAAUAUCUCAGUUCCACUCCCAACUUGGCCACUGACUCAGUGCCCUGCUGCUGGUCAUCCCACUGGCCUGUGUCUGGCUUGACCUGGCUGGAUUGGUGAUGGCUUACUGAGGUUGUGUGGGAACUGUGGGAUUGAGAAUGACAAUAAACCCAAUCUGCUCAGAUGCCCUGUCUGACUGGCACUGGGUGGGAGAGGGGAAUUUAUGCUUGAGCUUCAUCAUUCCUUGCUGCUCUUUCAAACCACUAAAGGAGAGCUGGGAGAGGGGAAGGUAAACAAGUGAUAAAUAGACAGGAAGGGAAAUGCUAAGAACUGGGCUGAAUUUCCCAAAUCUUGCCUAUCUUAGCCCAGAGUCAGAGUAAAAAGCUUUCUAUUGAAUGAUACGAGG
Messenger RNA from Sarcophilus harrisii (Tasmanian devil), 3254 nucleotides. RefSeq names its product melanocortin 1 receptor (gene MC1R). Gene Ontology annotation, molecular function: melanocyte-stimulating hormone receptor activity. Gene Ontology annotation, cellular component: membrane. The transcript has a single exon. The record is from RefSeq and is a predicted model, not a curated record. Gene Ontology annotation, biological process: G protein-coupled receptor signaling pathway. The coding region runs from base 1326 to 2276 and encodes 316 amino acids. Lineage: Eukaryota; Metazoa; Chordata; Mammalia; Dasyuromorphia; Dasyuridae.